AAUUGCAUACACAGGCUGAUCUCUAGAGGCACUGGAGGGAAGAAGACAGAGUAAACAUUUCUCAACACGGAUCCUCCCUUCCGUUGGAAGUGCUUGCGCAAGGGCUGAACCAACAUUCCUAAACCCGACAUUUAGCAAAGUAAUUGCAGCAGAGAACGACUUCUCUGGGGCCUCUGUUUUCUCCAGAAAUGGCCACUACAGUAACAGAAUGUGGAAAUGUGAGGAUCGUCACACAAGUCAUUCAGCAGAAAGACCCAUUGGCAGCAGAUGCAAUCAGAGAGCCAAUGUCAUCUCCUACCGCAUCACAGCUCACAUCAUCCCAGCCCAAAAACUUCAUAAAUACGCUGCCCAAGGCACUUGGGGUUGUACAGAUUGUCUUGGGGGCUACACAGAUUAGUUUUGGUAUUGCCCUGACAGUAGCACAAGAAGACUUCAAGAAACUCACUGUGAACAGCGGGGUCUACUUCUGGAUUGGAAUCUUGCUCCUGUUCUCUGGGGCUUCCUUGGUGGAAAUGGAGAAACGAGAGUAUCCAUGGCUGGAGAAACUGUGUUUGUUUGUCAACUUGCUGGUCAGUGGAGCUUCAGUAAUAGCAAUAAUUCUUCAUGGUACUGAGAUUGGAAAGGAGACUGAAAAAGAAGACCCCUGUGAUGAAAUGGACAGAUAUUAUUGCUCUAAUGCUGGAAAGAUACUUUUGUAUGGUCUGAACUCAGUGUUCAUCAUCCUUUCACUGCUUGAACUGGCCGUGUCUCUCACUGCUGUGGUGAUUAUCGUCAGAUCUACAAGACAGAAGUUCUACAGACAAAUGGUGUCAACAUAGAAAAGAGGUCUCUCUCUCUACUCUGUCACACCAUUUGCAACAGCACUGAGUACAAAACUAAAGGUUUUCCUUAUCUGAAGCUACACAGCUGUGAACUUCUUUCAUACACUUUACCUUUCCCAGAUGGACUCCAGUCAUCAAAAGAAACCAUUUCGGCAUUGUGAUAAAGUUCUGUUGUUCAGAGAAAACAACUCCAUGCCAGUUCAUUGGCACUGUAAACUCUCCUUCAAAGUACAGGCUGUUUGAUAAUACCAGUUUUCCCCAAUUCCUCUAUACAGUGUCAGGAAAGUAUACUUUCUGUCUCUUUAAAAACUCAGUUUUGAGCUUUCCUACCUGCCUCUGGGAAAUAACUAAUCGUGUUCUCCUCUAUUGUAGCUAGAGUGCAUAUGUGUGAGGGACAUGCAGCACUGAACGAAUCGACCAAACAAUCCCUGAAUUUUUUUUUAAUUUUCCAUCAACACUUUCUAUUGUGGAGGUGUUUUUAGAAGGAUCUCUGUGGUGGACAAGGAAAAAAUAUGGGAGUUAGACCCAGUCAGUAAACUAGUAGCUUGCUUGCGGAUAUUUCUGUGGCAAAUAAAAAAACCAGUGUGGGUUUUUCAAUAUUUACAUAGUUAUCCAUGUUUAUUGUUCCACAAGAAGAAUUCCAGCUAAGUAUUCUCAGGGAAAGUAUUGCACGAGUGAUUACAGAAGUUUGUAACCAGGGGAUAAGGUUACAUUACAAAGUCCCCCUGCACACAUACACUUGCCAAAGACCCUUCCUAUUGAAGCUUGCCCCAAUACUCUAGACAAAACAAAAAAGGAAAAUUGCCUUUGAUGCAGUUUGAUAUUCAGGUGGGUUUGUACACCUAUUGUACAUUACCAUGUCUGAUAAGAGACACUGAACUAUGCCUCUUAGAAAGCCACCCAUCUGCUUGAGAUAGUUCACUAGAGGGGAGAAUCUGACAGGAGAAAACUCCAGCCUUCCUCUAGCAUCACAUGGAGGCAAGAGACAAUUACUUCACAGAUAUAUCCAAAAGACUGUGGGUUGGAGCCAACGGUGCCUUCUGCUUACAGAGCAGGGAGCUGUUCUAAUUCUGCUUGGAUUCCCAUUUGAGAGGCAGUUCUCCCAUAUGGUAUCCCCUGCUAUUCAUGAGAGUCUCCUGACCUCAGGAGCAGAUUUUUGAGUGUGUGGAGGCUUGCAGAAAAUGGGAUAAAAUGGGAAGAUCUAUUCUACAAGUAGAAGUCCUGCUUGCAGUUCUUAAGAUGAAAUGCAGUGAGAAUAAAAGCUGUAAGAAAAAGAUAUAAUAUUGUGCAUAGUCCUCAUUUGGAGGCAGACAAGCCGAAGCUAGAGAAAGAGAGAUCCUUAAAUGAUUUUGUUGAACUAAAGAAGAAGGAACCGGAAUAGGAUACAGGAAAAUUAAUUGCUGUGCUAGCAAUUUCAGCAAAAAGCAAUUUCAGCAAAAAGCAGAGACACGCUACUUGGGCUCCAGUGGGUAAACCAAUGUGAGACAUUCCAUAGUCACUGUUCCAUUUAAUGGAAAUCUUAUAAGCUACCUUGAUCAGGAACUUUAACAAAGUAUAUUAAAGGAGUGACGGCAUGCAGUAUUGGAGUAAGGAAAGAUUUUAAGCCAGUUUGUGGAUUAACAGGAUCAAGUCAUUUUUGGAUUCAGCAACAUCAAGUGAUUCUUCUAAAUAAUAUGACUUCAUGUAAAAUUGAGACUGUAUGCAUGAAUGCUUUCCCAAGGGAAGAAAAGCCCCUGCACAAACAGAAAAACAGCAUAUCCGGGAGAAAUCUAGGCUGCACUUGUCUCCACUGUGUGGUAGUUUUAUAUCAGCAAGAAGACUUUAGAAUGGGCAACAGUCAAGAAGACAUUUUGCAUUCUAGAGGAGUACAUUUCAAGAAAAGUUAUGCCAUAUUUCAUUUGAUUGUGAAAACUCACCCAUGUAUCAGAACAAACUUUCAGCAAAACAUGGUGUAAAACAGCUACUACAAAAAAAGUCAGUGACUAUAUCUGAUUCCUUUUGUUAUCUCUUUAGUAAGAAUUAGGCUUUAAGUAUUUUGAGGACUUGUCGUAGAAUCAUAGAGUUGGAAGGGGCCAUACAGACCAUCUAGUCUAACCCCCUGCUCAAUGUAGAUCAGAGCAUCCCUGACAUGUAUUUCUCCAGCUGCUGCUUGAAGACUGCCAGAGAAGGGAAGCUCACCACCUCCCUGUGCAGCUGAUUCCACUGCUGAGCUACUCUCACUGUAAAAAGCUUUUCCCCUAAAGCUUAGUCAGUACUUUUCCACCCAUAAUUUGUACCCAUUAUUGUGAGUACUAUAACAAACAAAUAUAACCAACUUAAGAAUUACACAAAUUUGGUCGCAAUUCCCUGAAAAGCCACCAAUUUUAAUUUAAAUCAAUCUGUGGAGAUUUUUGGUUAUAGUAAAAAUACAUUUGAAGAUUUGUAGUAAAUUUAUAUUUGAAGAGAAAACAGUAUAACUACUUGGUGAUAUCCAAUGCUGAAGUGGUAUGCAAUUAAGUUUUCCUAACUACAGCUACAACUCAUUUCAAGUUACAUGGGAAGAGGAAGCAUGAUUCAUUCCAGACUGUGAUUCUGUUCUACUUUGUUCAACUUCUUUGUUCUAUUUCAGCCCUUCUUUCAGAUGAUUUCUUGUGAAAGCUUGCAUCUGCCAAAUGGACACUUGUUUAUACACCACAAUCUUUGUUAGUGCUUAAGUUACCAUGAGAUUCUUUCAGCCCAAUCCAAAGCUUGAGGCAGCCAGCGAUGGUGGUACUGCUGCACCACCCCACUGCCUCCAGAGGGCUUUCAGAUAGUGCAGGAAGGCAGGGGAAAUGAGGGGGGGGGGGCUGCUGCUGGAAAGUCCUCCGUAGGGCUAAACAGAGCCCUGGGCAUACCUAGUUGCAUCCCAGGAACCCCAGCCUACCUGCCCCCCACAUGUGCCGGCAUCCAAUUAGAUGCCAGCUUAGCUCCACAGCAGCCCUGGCUACCAGAUUUUGGAGCUGAGGGGUAGCUGGCCAACAGCACCCCUGUCCCCUCCAGCAGCAAGGGGAAUCCUCAGCAGAGGAGACAAAUGCAUAGGCCACACCGGCUCCACUACUCAAUUCACCCUUCCCCCCAUAGGAUUGCAAACUUAGCCAUUUAGGAUGCAGCAUGCUAACAUGGAACCUCUGUGGAAUUGGUCUUUAAGAACUUAAAAUACUUCAGCAAGUUUCUUUUGAGGGACUAUGGCUGAAAUCACUACUGUAAUUAAUAACUUCAAAUGGAUUAUUACAUGUGCUUAUUUUUGUAUAAAGAUAUUAUGCAGGUAACUGCAGUAUAGUGUGUUCAGGCUGAAUUGUGAACCAGUAAAUUUCUUGUUGAAAUCUCACUUCCAUUAUGAAUUUACUGGAUGAAUUUAAUACAGCUCAUAUCUUAGCUGUAUUACUAUUAAGCAAUCAAGGCAAUGACUCAUCUUAGUUUUUGAUAAAGUUAUAAAAUGUUGGAGGUUUUGAAGCCAGAAAAAAAGAGGAAGUUUGGGGAAACUAAAAUAUAUGCAAUACUUUUUAAAAUCAAAACUAAGCUUGCUUUAUAGCUUUAACUACAUCGCAUAUCAAAUUUUAUUUGAUAUAUUUUAGAAAUAUAAAUGCCUUAGUUUUCGACAGGCAAAAUUAUGACAGAGCGUGAAAAAAACUGCUGCAUCUUAUGCUAUCUUAGCACAGACAACUUUGUUUUUUGCCAUCUGAGAAGCAGGGAAAGGGUUGAAAAAGAAAACCAUCAUAAGACAAGUGUGGUAUUUGGCCAAAAGAGUCUCAAACGUUCAUAACAGCUAGAAGCAUGUUUGGACAUCAAGUUCAAAUUUGUAACACAGAAAAGACUGAACACUUACUUCAUUAGGGUAAUAUCACCCCACCUAUUGUAGCAUAUUGGUUCUGAUCAAAAUAAGUACAUGUAAACAGCGUAUAUUUGAAAAUGUUUCACAUCUGCCUUAUACACAGGAAUUAGUACCUGUAGAUUGUCUUGUUCCAUUAGAAAAAAUUGAAAAAAGAAUCAUCAGGUGAACAACCUCCCCCUUUCCCCAAAUUGUAUAUCUCUAAACAAUAGAUAUAGGCUCAGUUCAAUUUUAUUGUAUUAUGACUUUAUUAUCAUUAAACUUAAAAAUAGGGUCAGUUUAGACCUACUACCACUGUUUGCAAAGGAUGUUACACCACAUCAUAGCUUAUCACUUCUUCAUUUUUUUCCAUAGCUGAAAGUGCCUCCUGUAAAGGCAGAUCUCAAGAAAAGAAGCAGUCAUGCCAUUUUAACCUAGUACAUAAAUAUUAUCAGUCACGCUAACUUCAUUUGAAUUACACAUUGAAAUAAGCAACUGCCCUAAAUAGUUCUCCUAGUUCUGCUUAGAUUAAUGUAUUACUGGCAAUGGUGUAUGCAACAGAAUCUCUUUGUGCCUUGCCCAAGUUAACGCUCUUGUUUUUAUAUAGCAUCUCAGGCUUCACCAUGUGGGUUGCAUAGCACUUUCUGACUAUGUGCCUUCUAUAUUCCAAUUAAAACAUAUUGGUAGCA
Sphaerodactylus townsendi is the source of this 5336-nucleotide messenger RNA. RefSeq lists its product as uncharacterized. The transcript is spliced from 7 exons. Gene Ontology annotation, cellular component: membrane. Lineage: Eukaryota; Metazoa; Chordata; Lepidosauria; Squamata; Sphaerodactylidae. The record is from RefSeq and is a predicted model, not a curated record. The coding region runs from base 189 to 818 and encodes 209 amino acids.